CUUUUGAGAUAACACCUACAGCCCACGUUAUGCAAAAAGAGAAAGACAGGCGUAGGAAUAUAUCAGUCCGAGUUCCGCUACACAAACGUAAACAUGUGUUGUACAAGUGUGCCUGAUAACAGCCCCAAACAAAGGAAAAGAAUGAUUAUAUUAGCUCUCCUGUCUUUGUUUGCAUUAUUUGAUGAUUGUGUUGGCGACUGUGUCUGGUAUGGUCAGUGUGGCUACAACCAUGGAUAUAGACAAAAACUUAACUGUAAGUACACUGGACCACCUAAACCAUUCUCUACGUGGGAAGGACUUCAAAAAUUUAAAGAGUACUGCCCUAGCUUAUAUACAGGCUCAGAUGUUAGAACAUGUUGCUCCGAUGACCAAAUGUUGACACUGGACACACAAGUGAGAUUCCCAAGACUACUCUUGCAACAGUGUCCGAGCUGUUUCUACAAUUUUAUGAACGUUUGGUGUUACUUAACGUGUGGUCCUAACCAGACCGAGUAUAUGUCUGUCAACGCUACUAAACCCUAUGUAACCCCAAAGAAUGAAACAGUUGAAGCCGUCCUCUCGGUAAACUACGCCGUAGAAACAGACUCCGCCCAUGGAAUGUUUAACUCUUGUCGUGAUGUGCAGUCAUACGACAACUCACGUGCCUUGUCCUUCAUGUGUGGUGAAGAUGCAGAGACAUGCACACCUCAGAGAUGGCUGGACUACAUGGGAAAUAGCUCGAAGAGCGAAGCCCCAUUUGACAUUUAUUUUAGCCUUUCAAGCAGAAAUGUCACCAUUAACAAUACCGUCCUCGUGCCUUUGGACAUGAAGCCAGUUCCUUGUUAUAAAGCUGUGUCCAGCACUUCUAAGCCCUGUAGGUGUACGGAUUGUCCUAAGGCGUUGUGUGAAUUUGUCUUACCCACAGUCUCCCCAUUGUUCCGUACAGAAAACAUUAUCAUCAGGCGGCCCAAGAACUCAACACGUGUGCCUUGGAAAAAUAAAAACUUCACUAGUAUAUUUGAUAUCACUUUUAUGCAUCAGAUCCUGGACCUACAGCUGUCAAUCACAAAUCUUACUGCUGAAUACAGAAAUGAGAACAUCACACUAGAAGAUAUCUGUUAUGCUCCGCUGAGACCUGACAACAACAAUUGUACCGUAAUGAGCAUAUUCAACUACUACCAAAACUCUCAUGAGAUGCUAGACAAGGUAGUCAUGGAUGACUAUGGCUGGUUUGUGGUGGCCAACUAUCUGGACCAUUUUCUUUACUGUGUCUGGGAUCCUGCUGCUCUGGCAGACACGACAAAGCUCAGUAUACCUUGCUUGGGGACUUUUGGUGGACCAGUCUAUCCUUCGCUUGCAUUACGUGACUAUCUGGGCCAAGAAUACUGGACAGCCAAAGCGUUGGUCAUCACGUUUGAUGUGCUCAACAGUAAAAAAGUCAAGGCCUGGGAGAAGACCUUUUACGCCUUCAUGAAAGAGUACAAGACUUUAAAUAAAGACCUGGACAUCACCUACUUCUCAAAGGGUCCAAGAAUAAUGUCAGGUCUGAAUGAUGGCGCCGCCAUGAAGACAUAAAGAAUAAAGAAGACAUAUGCAAAGAAACAAAAGAAUAUGUACAUCCAAAAUUUUUCUCAUUUUUAAAUGAGUCAGUUAACCUUUUAACCAUGGUGUUCUACAUAUAUACAUAUGAGAGAUAGCGUGAGAGAGAGAGAUAAAGAAAACAACAGAAUGAACGGGCUAGUUUGCUUUAAAGAAAAACAUUUAAAAUAUGUUAUUGUUGUUUUUUUUUUAAACAAAGUUUAUAUUUAGUGCAAAUGUAUUAAUUAGUUUGGAUCAGUGAUGUAAUUAAAUUUGUAAUAGAUUUAGACCCACUGUAAUAAAUCUGUGCGAUUAGAAAUAUUUUUA
Biomphalaria glabrata is the source of this 1884-nucleotide messenger RNA. RefSeq names its product NPC intracellular cholesterol transporter 1-like. Lineage: Eukaryota; Metazoa; Mollusca; Gastropoda; Planorbidae. The record is from RefSeq and is a predicted model, not a curated record. The transcript has 11 exons. The coding region runs from base 94 to 1554 and encodes 486 amino acids.